AGUAAGGUAAGGCAAAUUUAUUACACACCAUACCCAUCUAUUAAUCAUGAAAGAAGGGGAUGGAUUGCUACACUUAAAAUUAAGGCUAUGAGCAUCAUUAAGGCUCUUGAGAAUAAAGAUGACCAACAAGAAGGGUUGGCACCAUAUUUCCAAGAUGAUGAGCCUCAUAUUCCCCAACCAAUAAAUAUCGAUGACAUUGCUUAUGAACUUGUGCAAUAUUAUGAUGGGAGGUUUAUUGAAAUACAUGAAGAAGCUGAUGUUGGGAAAGGGAUUGGGGAAGAGGAUGAAGAAAGGGAAUGGGAAGAUUUUGAGAUAUCAAAAGAAGAAAACAUAGAAACAUAUGUUGAGGAGAAUGAUAGUAGUGAUGAGUAGGCAAUAAUAUUUAUAGAAACUUAUUGUUAUAUUUAGGGUUAAUAUUUGCUUGUUUGUACUUUUAUAAUUAUAUUAGUUGUAUUAUAUGUUAUUUAAUUUAAAAUUAUAUAAUGUUAUUGUUACUUUCAAGUUUAUAUUUGCUUAUUUAUACUUCUAUAAUUGUAUUAAUUGGAAUAAAAGUUAUACGUUUAU
Rubroshorea leprosula is the source of this 564-nucleotide messenger RNA. The record is from the annotation of a GenBank genome assembly. Lineage: Eukaryota; Viridiplantae; Streptophyta; Magnoliopsida; Malvales; Dipterocarpaceae.